Molecule: messenger RNA, 3063 nt
Organism: Opisthorchis viverrini
Lineage: Eukaryota; Metazoa; Platyhelminthes; Trematoda; Opisthorchiida; Opisthorchiidae
Exons: 12
Coding region: 1-3063 (1020 amino acids)
Source: RefSeq, a predicted model, not a curated record
AUGUUGACAUCAGAUGCCUUUACGGCUGCGAUGGAGAAUUUGUCAAAAAACCGAGGGUCCCCAGGAGAAUGGUUUGCCCAUAAAGCGGAUUACCGUGAACCCACGAGACACCCACGCAUACGUCCGGAGUCUGUUGGGAUUGUGGAAAGAAAUCAGCCUCAUAUCUCGAUGGCAGCGCUUGCUGGAUUUGAGGACCGACCGCAUAGUAAAUUUCAGUCAUAUGAAGAAUUUGGAAUAGUGCCACGUGACUAUACGGACCAACCAAUCAUAAGACGUGUGCGAACCUUUGAAGCUGAGCUGAUUGCAAAGAAAUCUCAAUCGCAGUCUGAUAGAUGGCAUGACUUUGAGGGUAACCAGACAUAUCAAGCACCAAGGCCACCUCCACGGAUCGGGGCGGGGAGUGAUGGCAAGGAAAUAAUGGAAUCCAUGAAGAAGAAAGCAGAUUGGUCGAAUCAAGAUGCGAAUGGUAAUGAAUCCAGAACCAAGCCGACUCAAGGACUCCACACUGAAAGCGCCUAUCGAAGAAGAAAUGAGGACAAUUCUUGGUUCACUCAUAAAUCCGCCAACAAUAGAGACUUAGCUUCGUCAAGUUUCGGGAAGGUACAUUCACGGGUGCGGUACGAAGGUGUUGUGAAUGCGGAAAAGAACCAGAGGUUUGGUAAACAAUCGGUGGAUUUAUUGACAUUUAGCGAGCGUAGACGUUCCAUUAACAGACCACCGAGAAACGCAGAGGAAUACCAGGCGUUGGACAAAGAUUCGGCAAUGGCAGGGCAUUCUCUAGACACUGGGCAUAGGAUAGAUUUAGAAAAUGUAGACAUCUUGGGACGGGGUUUAAGAUGCCCACCACAGCGACUGGUGGCCAAGGCGGUGGAAAUCGCAAGGCACCCCUGUGUGAAUAGAAUAGAGCCGAUAGAACUUGCGAACAUGUGGAGAGCGGUCUUAGAUCGGCCGAGACGACACGAGGUGGUGUGCAGUUUUCAGCGAAAUCUAAGUAGAGGCACACCAGACAUACUUCACAUGAUGAGCACAGGCACACUUAUAAAUGGUGUACCUUAUGGGUGUCCAACCACGGAAGCACAGUAUAACUCACGAUGGGCGAAAAUGGGAAGCGAUAUGGCGAUGUGCCUCGGUCAUCCUCCACAAGUAAAAGAUGGUGAAGAUAAACGUGAAUCGUCGGAACUAAAGACGCGUGCCGCAAAAGUACGCGGAUCUGAUGCGGAAGAGUGGCGCGAUCGUGGAAAACGUGGACACGAAUUUUUCGGAGCUCCGAAAAUUGCCUUUUUGACAAGAAGAGGGAAUGGUCUGAUCUCUUCAUCUUCAGCUGAAUCCAGACCCGCAACCGCUUCCAGAACACGACCAGAGGCCCAGGAUAUUCUCAAUAAAUCCAUCAGCGGUGCUCAAAUCCUCAACUGUCUCCGGAUCACCGAUACAAGUCGUGCUGGUAUGUCAGAUAAUCGGGAACCUCCAGCGAUCCCACGUAUUCGGUCUGAAGAGGCUGAACAGGCUAUGAUGAGAAACCGCGGGCAGAUGGCUCAGUAUGUGGGCAGUGGAGCCCAUUCUGUGACCAAGCCUUGUGGUCGGAAGAUCCAUCCUCGUGGAAUUGUUUCCGCAGAAAGUCGUGAAGUGGCACUUCGAGCGAUGGGAGAAGCUGCCAAAGAACUCUUGAGCCACGAUAAGCUUCCGCCAGAGCCAGUACGAAGUGGAUUCGCAGCGAUGUCCGAAGAGGUGCGCGAAAAUGCUUAUCGGAAUCAGAAAGGUCUUAUCGGUGGCCUAAUUGGAGGCAAGAGUGAUGAACUUUCUUCUAUCACAUUAGUUGGAGUGGAGGCCCCUGCGCCACGAAGAUUACAUUACGAAGCUGUAGAAUAUGCGCUGAAAAACCGCGGUGACCGAAUGAGUGACCUGCUGAAAUUCACAGGGGUGAGUAGGUACCAACAACAGAAUUGUUCAGCUGUUAUACCCUUUCGGUGCCUAGCUACCGUGCGACCCAAAGGAAGCACGAGGGCUGAAAUUCCAUCAGGUUGCCCAAGCCUAGACAGGAGAAGUCAAGAUACUGAGAUGCGGUGCGAACCACGGACUUCGAGGCCAGUCGCUACAAGUCCUGAGAAGCGCCGACAACGGAAACAACGGCGAUUUUUGAACAUUUGCCAACACUCUGGUGUGCCGUGCAAUAUUCAGUACUCGCCCGAUUUACAAUACAUGCCUGCAUUUUCACACAAGUUACAACAGUUAGCCUUUUUGACAAGAAGAGGGAAUGGUCUGAUCUCUUCAUCUUCAGCUGAAUCCAGACCCGCAACCGCUUCCAGAACACGACCAGAGGCCCAGGAUAUUCUCAAUAAAUCCAUCAGCGGUGCUCAAAUCCUCAACUGUCUCCGGAUCACCGAUACAAGUCGUGCUGGUAUGUCAGAUAAUCGGGAACCUCCAGCGAUCCCACGUAUUCGGUCUGAAGAGGCUGAACAGGCUAUGAUGAGAAACCGCGGGCAGAUGGCUCAGUAUGUGGGCAGUGGAGCCCAUUCUGUGACCAAGCCUUGUGGUCGGAAGAUCCAUCCUCGUGGAAUUGUUUCCGCAGAAAGUCGUGAAGUGGCACUUCGAGCGAUGGGAGAAGCUGCCAAAGAACUCUUGAGCCACGAUAAGCUUCCGCCAGAGCCAGUACGAAGUGGAUUCGCAGCGAUGUCCGAAGAGGUGCGCGAAAAUGCUUAUCGGAAUCAGAAAGGUCUUAUCGGUGGCCUAAUUGGAGGCAAGAGUGAUGAACUUUCUUCUAUCACAUUAGUUGGAGUGGAGGCCCCUGCGCCACGAAGAUUACAUUACGAAGCUGUAGAAUAUGCGCUGAAAAACCGCGGUGACCGAAUGAGUGACCUGCUGAAAUUCACAGGGGUGAGUAGGUACCAACAACAGAAUUGUUCAGCUGUUAUACCCUUUCGGUGCCUAGCUACCGUGCGACCCAAAGGAAGCACGAGGGCUGAAAUUCCAUCAGGUUGCCCAAGCCUAGACAGGAGAAGUCAAGAUACUGAGAUGCGGUGCGAACCACGGACUUCGAGGCCAGUAAUUUCACGCCUUAACUACUGA